Mauremys reevesii (Reeves's turtle) is the source of this 1487-nucleotide messenger RNA. Its product is annotated as blue-sensitive opsin-like. Bases 249 to 1487 code for a protein of 412 amino acids. Gene Ontology annotation, molecular function: G protein-coupled receptor activity. Gene Ontology annotation, cellular component: membrane; photoreceptor outer segment. Lineage: Eukaryota; Metazoa; Chordata; Testudines; Geoemydidae. The record is from RefSeq and is a predicted model, not a curated record. The transcript has 5 exons. Gene Ontology annotation, biological process: phototransduction; visual perception; G protein-coupled receptor signaling pathway.
CUAUCUACCCCCAUCCACCCCUCUAUCUAUCUACCUCCAUCCACCCCCUCUAUCUAUCUAUCUAACCCCAUCCACCCCCGCUAUCUAUCUAUCUAUCCAUCCAUCCCCAGCCACUGUCCCUCUUUCCAAAAACACGCCUCCAUCCAUCCUGUAGCCUCUCCACCCACCCGCUGCCCCAGCCUCCAUCCCCACAAACACGCCUCCCCCCACUGCUCCCUGCCUGCCUCGGCCGCCCCUUCCCGCCAGCCAUGCACAAGACCCGCGACCUGCGGGACGACCUCCCGGAGGAUUUUUUCAUCCCGGUGCCUCUGGACACAAACAAUCUGACGUCGCUGAGCCCGUUCCUGGUGCCGCAGACACACCUGGGCAGCCCGGUCAUCUUCAUGGGCAUGUCAGCCUUCAUGUUCCUGCUCAUCGUGCUGGGCGUGCCCAUCAACGUGCUCACCGUCUUCUGCACCGCCAAGUACAAGAAGCUGCGCUCCCACCUCAACUACAUCCUGGUCAACCUGGCCGUGGCCAACCUGCUGGUCAUCUGCGUGGGCACCACCACGGCCUUCUAUAGCUUCUCCCACAUGUACUUUGCCCUGGGCCCCAUGGCCUGCAAGAUCGAGGGCUUCGCUGCCACGCUGGGGGGCAUGGUGAGUCUCUGGUCUCUGGCCGUCGUGGCCUUCGAGCGAUUCCUGGUGAUCUGCAAACCCCUGGGGAACUUCACGUUCCGCGGCACCCACGCCAUCAUCGGCUGCCUCCUCACCUGGGUCUUCGGCCUCGUGGCCUCUGCACCCCCCCUCUUCGGAUGGAGCCGGUACAUCCCCGAGGGGCUCCAGUGCUCGUGCGGCCCCGACUGGUACACGACCAACAACAAGUGGAACAACGAGUCCUACGUGAUCUUCCUCUUCUGCUUCUGCUUCGGGGUCCCCCUCAGCGUCAUCGUCUUCUCCUACGGCCGCCUGCUGCUGACGCUGCGAGCCGUGGCCAAGCAGCAGGAGCAGUCGGCCACGACGCAGAAGGCCGAGCGGGAGGUGACCAAGAUGGUGGUGGUGAUGGUGGCCGGGUUCCUGGUUUGCUGGCUGCCCUACGCCUCCUUCGCGCUGUGGGUGGUGACGCACCGUGGGGAGCCCUUCGACGUGCGCCUGGCCUCCGUGCCCUCCGUCUUCUCCAAAGCCUCCACCGUCUACAACCCCGUCAUCUACGUCUUCAUGAACAAGCAGUUCCGCUCCUGCAUGCUGAAGCUGGUGUUCUGCGGCCGCAGCCCCUUCGGGGAGGACGACGACGUCUCGGGGUCCUCGCAGGCCACCCAGGUCUCCUCCGUCUCCUCCAGCCAGGUGUCCCGGCGUAGCCCUGGACACCCCAGCAUGCCCUGCUCGGGGGUGAGAUAUCCCAGCAUGCCCUGCUCGGGAGAUAUCCCAGCAUGCCCUGCUCGGGGCGAGAUAUCCCAGCAUGCCCUGCUCGGGGGCAGACACCCCAGCAUGCCCUGCUCGGGGCCCUGA